Molecule: messenger RNA, 1362 nt
Organism: Pseudo-nitzschia multistriata
Lineage: Eukaryota; Bacillariophyta; Bacillariophyceae; Bacillariales; Bacillariaceae
Source: the annotation of a GenBank genome assembly
GGGAUUGCUUCUUCUUGAUGCUACUACCGGUAGACAGACCAGAACAAUUUGACAAAACAAUACCGUACUGUUUUCGCUCCAUAGCUGUCUCUUGGAUCGGAAUCGUUCGAGUUGGAAUACGUGUACCAUAAACAUCCACAUCUUUAUUCAGUCAAAAACAAAACGCGAAUCCAGCAUCAACCACCAUGUCGUAUGAUCGUGCCAUUACUGUAUUUAGUCCGGAUGGACACCUGUUGCAGGUCGAAUAUUCCAUGGAGGCCGUCCGAAGAGGAUCAACUGUUGUUGGAAUCCAAGGAAACGAUUGCGUUGUCCUGGCCGUCGAAAAAAGAGCCCUUGCGAAGUGAGUGUGCAUCGAAAAGGAAGCGGACUUUGAUGGUUCUGGCACGCAAAAUGUAUAAAAUGAAUCGUCAUUUUUCCGAAUGCGUCGGUCUUUGCUGCUCAAUUGUGUGGCGAGUUAAAUUAUGAAAGGUCCUUUCUCACAAAUUUUCUUCUGCUUGGCGUUGUGUUUGAUUACGGUAUUGUUAACAAUUCGACAUUGAACCAAAUUGUUCCGCUUUUCUCUGAUUUCUUUUCUUGGAACUAAAAUCAUUUGAUUGCAAAUAACCUUUGCAAACCUCGUACCGUCAGACUCCAAGAUUCUCGAACCAUUCGAAAAAUUGCCAAUAUCGAUGAUCGAACCGUGCUUGCUUUUGCCGGCCUAACUGCCGAUGCCCGUGUCCUAAUCAACAAGGUCCGUUUGGAGGCGCAGUCGUACCGAUUAACCAUGGAGGAUGCUCCAUCGGCCGACUAUUUGGCUCGAUACCUUGCUCGAAUUCAACAAAAGUACACACAACAGGGAGGAGUGCGGCCUUUUGGGAUUGCCACUCUAGUAGCGGGCGUCAACGAUGAUGACAAGGGGCUAAAACCGUACUUGUACCAGACAGACCCUGCAGGAACACACUCGAGGUGGAAAGCUCAGGUUAUUGGAGGACGCAACUCGAAAUCGUUGCGAGAAUUUUUGGAAAAACAGUAUCAAGAAAUCGAGCAGGAAGAACUUACCGAGGAAAAGAGUGUCCGAUUGGCCGUACAGGCGUUACUAGAGGUAGUAGAUAGCGGGGCGAAGACUAUGCAAGUGUGCGUGGUCCGUCAAGGUGGAGUGAAGGAGAUGCUCGAGGAAAGCGCUAUCCAAGCACACGUAGAUGAGAUUGAAGCUAGCAUGGAAGAAGAAAAACGACCAGCAGAGUAAAAAGUGCGAGAAACGUUUCGAUAACGUGUUUCUCUGAUAAUUUUUCUCUCUUUUAUUAUACUUCAGACCAUGGAUUUGACCAUCAACUAGUUGGCGUCACAAAACUUUCUUCGUUUAAAUAAGUAAUUCCAUUGAAA